Pomacea canaliculata is the source of this 1037-nucleotide messenger RNA. RefSeq names its product general transcription factor IIF subunit 2-like. The coding region runs from base 60 to 821 and encodes 253 amino acids. NCBI's taxonomy places the organism in Eukaryota, Metazoa, Mollusca, Gastropoda, Architaenioglossa, Ampullariidae. Gene Ontology annotation, cellular component: transcription factor TFIIF complex. The transcript has 7 exons. The record is from RefSeq and is a predicted model, not a curated record. Gene Ontology annotation, biological process: transcription initiation at RNA polymerase II promoter; transcription by RNA polymerase II.
CACUUCGCAGAUAGCAGCAGGCUUCUGAGGAUUGACGACGUUCCCAAAUAAUCUGAGCAAUGCAGUCCAUCGACAAAGGACACGAGCCUCGGGAUGUGGACGUAACGGCCGCCACUAGAGGAGUGUGGCUUGUAAAAGUGCCUAAGUAUUUAGCUGAAAGAUGGGAAAAGGCUGAAGGAAACAGUGAAGUGGGAAAGCUAAGACUUACAAGAUCAAACAGGCUGCCAUCAGGACAGAAGCCAGAGGUACUGUUUACCUCCAGUGACACCAUCAUGGCACAGGUUGGUACAGUCUCUGACAUUCCUCAUCAACACAAGUUUGCACUGACUGCUGUUGCAAAUCAAAAUCUUACUGUUUUCUCACAAUCACCCAAUUUAGAUCGGGUAUUUAUUGAAGGAAAAGUCAUCCAACGUGGAGAAUGCCAUCCCAUAGCUGAUGACAACUAUAGAAAACUCAAACGAAAGCAACUUGAAAUCAACAACAAACCCAAGCGAGAGAUCGUUCUUCUACAGCAGGUGGUAAUGGCUUACAAACCACGCAGUGAUCACAUCUUCAGUUCAGAAGAAAGGCAAAAGAAGAAGGAGGAUGCCAAGAGGUCAAGGCUAGAUAGGGACAGGGUCAUGGACAUGUUGUUUGCAGCCUUUGAGAAACAUCAGUACUACAAUGUCAAAGACCUGGUGGGCAUCACCAAGCAGCCUAUUCCUUACCUGAAGGAGAUCUUGCAGGAGAUCUGUACUUACAACAUGAAAGCACCUCACAAGAAUAUGUGGGAGCUCAAACCUGAGUUUCGUCACUACCGUCAGCAGGAAGGCAGCUCAUAAAAUAGGAUUCUGGUGUUGUAUGUGAGACAGCAGGAGAGAAUGAGAGAGAAAAUGGAAAUGUAAACUUAUUCUUUUAUGGACUCUGUGUGUGUAUGUGUGUACACAUGCGUAACCUAAAUGAAGAAAGGAAAAUAAGACGAAGAAAUAUGUUUGGUCAAAUGUGUGAAUGCAAAAAAAAAAAAAAAAUUGAGGCAGUAAAGAUUGAUGAAGAGUGAA